Messenger RNA from Nematocida minor, 1092 nucleotides. Its product is annotated as 2-(3-amino-3-carboxypropyl)histidine synthase. Bases 1 to 1092 code for a protein of 363 amino acids. Gene Ontology annotation, molecular function: 2-(3-amino-3-carboxypropyl)histidine synthase activity. Gene Ontology annotation, biological process: protein histidyl modification to diphthamide. Lineage: Eukaryota; Fungi; Microsporidia. The record is from RefSeq and is a predicted model, not a curated record. The transcript has a single exon.
AUGAAUAUUAUUGGGUCUGAAUACUUACCGGAUAAUUAUAAAUUCGAGCUGCAGAAAACGAUAAGACAGAUCGAGAGAAGAAAGAGCAAGAGAGUGGCCAUACAGUUCCCAGAGGGCAUAAUACACCUGUCUACAAUUAUCUCUGAUAUAAUUAGAUCUAAUACGAACGUUGAGUCGGUUUUUAUCCUCUCUGAUGUGGUGUAUGGGGCGUGCUGCAUUGACGAUGUCUCUGCGCAUCUGAUAGACUGCGACCUGCUGAUCCACUACGGGCACUCGUGCCUAUUUGAAGUGACGAAGUCGCUGAUACAGGUGAUGUACAUAUUUGUAGAGAUACAGUUUGACAUUGCGCACUGCAUGAAGCUGGUGAAUAAACACAUAAACACAGACGAUCUUUCCAUUUUGGGAACAAUACAGUACAACAGCACAAUAAGAAAGAUAAAGAAGGAGAUAGAAAGAGAGAAGAUACUGAAGAUAGCAGAUAGCAAGAGUGCAGGAGAAACAGAAGAGAGCAGCAGCGUGUGCACUAUACCCCGCGUGCAGCCCCUGAGUCCUGGAGAAGUGCUGGGGUGUACAUCGCCGAAGGUUUCAACAGGCGCUGUGCUAUUUAUAUCAGAAGGCCGUUUUCAUCUGGAGUCACUCAUGAUCCAGAACCCAGGAAAAGUUUUCUACAAGUACUGCCCGUCCUCGAAGGCAAUGACAGUUGAAACGCACAACUACGACAGAUUUCUGGAGAUACGAAGAGAGAUAAAGAAAAAGUCCCUAGACACCCCACGCUAUCUGAUCGUAUUUGGAACACUCGGGAGACAGGGAAGCACGGGCAUACUGGAAAAAAUAGUCGAAGACUUGAAAAAAAGAAAAAAAAGCUACUACGUUGUGUAUCUGUCAGAAAUAGACGAGGUAUUCGUAGAAGCGCUGAAAGACAUAACCGUCAUAGAAAUAGCAUGCCCAAGGAUAGCGAUUGACUGGGGAAGCACUUUCUCCAUUCCCAUCAUUACGCCCUUUGAGUACUUCAGCAGAGAGCUGAAAGAGUAUCCAAUGGACUACUACGCAAAAGAGACAGAGGAAAUGAAGCCGUGGCAGAGUCUGCAGUAG